AUGGCGACUGAACCAGGCUGGAACUCCGUGACGGGCGUCGCUACCAAGUUGCUCGAUGGCAACCUUGUCGCCAUCGCCAUCGCAGUGCUCGUCACCUUCGGUGUGCCGGUGCUGCUGCACGUCAUCUUCUACCGCAGCGCAGCCGCUCCGCCCUCGAGCAACUUCCUUCUGCUGGGGCCGAGCGGUGCUGGGAAAACAGCUUUCACAUCCUUGCUCGAGGCUAAAUCCUCUCCCGCCUCCAAAAAAUCCCACCUGACGCACACCUCCCAGUCCUCAACGCUGGUGACCGUCGGCCUUCCUCCGGAUGUUCCCACGGCCUCCAACCGCUAUCGAUCCGUCAACGACCCUUCUCUGAAAGAAACCUCAAGAAAUCCCGUCAGAUACCGUGUGCAAGAUACCCCCGGCCAUGGCAAGCUGCGCGCUUCCCAGGGAAUCUCCCAGCUGCAGGCCAUGUCCCACUCCAAUGAUGCCAAGAUAAAAUUACGAGGUGUGCUGUUCAUGGUCGAUACGGCAGCUCUCGUGGAUGAGGCAACGCUCCGGGACAGCGCCACCUAUUUGCAUGAUGUGCUCCUGGUUUUGCAGAAGCGAGCUCUGAGCAAGGGCAAGUCGUCCGCCAAGGUCGCUACGGAGGUUCCGGUGCUGGUGGCUGCCAACAAACAGGAUCUCUUUACUGCGCUCCCACCCGGCUCCGUGCGGGAGAAGUUGGAGGCGGAGAUUGAUCGGAUCCGCAAGUCGAAGACGAAGGGCCUUUUGGAUGCUAGUGCGGGCUCGGGCGUGGACACGGAAGAAGAUGAGGUUCUCGGGAAUGAUGGAGGUCUGGAGGUAUUCAGUUUUAAGCUGCUAGAGGAGGAAGUGGGUGUCAAGGUUGAUGUGGUCGGUGGAGCCGUCAAGGGUGACCCGAAUGAGGAAUUGGGAUCGGGCGUGCGCCGGUGGGAGGAGUGGGUUGGACUGUGUUUGUAG
Molecule: messenger RNA, 960 nt
Organism: Penicillium riverlandense
Lineage: Eukaryota; Fungi; Ascomycota; Eurotiomycetes; Eurotiales; Aspergillaceae
Product: signal recognition particle receptor subunit beta
Exons: 2
Coding region: 1-960 (319 amino acids)
Source: RefSeq, a predicted model, not a curated record